AUGGAAAGACUUGUUUUGGAGUUGUCGAAGCAUGUAUCCGAUGCACUUGCUCACUUCCAAUUGUCCAUUGGCUUCUGGUAUUCGACCACGUUUUGGGCCUGGGUAUUUUGGUGCUUCUGGAUCCAUCGUUACUUUAGACUUCUUGUUCACUGUGUGAGCCAUUGGACGUACAAGUCGAAACCUAUUCCAGCCAAACCAACAUUUACGCACCAAGAUGUGACGGUGGUGAUCCCUACGAUUCACAAUGCAUUCGAGGAACUUCGACCCUCUCUCCAAAGCAUUCUCGCCUGCCAGCCAGCCGAGCUAAUUCUUGUCACGACUCAUGGAAAGAAUGCGGCAUUGAAUCGUCUGGCCGAGUCUUUGGGCCAUCCCAAUGUCACGGUACUCCACACUCCGAUCGCGAAUAAACGGCUGCAAGUCUGCGAGGCGCUUCCGAAAGUCAAGACACCGAUUACCAUUAUGGCUGAUGACGAUGUGACCUGGCCUUCUACCAUGCUUCCUUGGAUUCUUGCUCCGUUCGAGGACCCCCAAAUUGGUGGCGUGGGAACUUGCCAGCGAGUAAGGCGUGAAUGGACUGGUCCUUGGACAACCCGUAUUUGGAACUGGCUUGGUGCUGCCUAUAUUGAGCGCCGCAACUUCGAGAUUUCUGCCACGCAUCGCAUUGAUGGAGGCACCUCGUGCAUGUCUGGCCGUACCGGUGCAUAUCGUUCAGAAAUCUUGUCGAGUCAUGACUUCCUUCACGGAUUUAAGAAUGAAAAAUGGAGGAAGUGGAUUCUCAACGCCGACGACGACAACUUUGUUACCCGUUGGCUCGUGAGCCAUCAAUGGAAAACUUGGGUUCAGUAUGACCCCGAAUGUGAGCUGGAGACUACUCUUGAAAACGGGCACAAGUUUCUGUACCAGUGCACUCGCUGGGCCCGAAGUAACUGGAGAAGCAACUGGACUAGCCUUGUCACGGAGAGAUACGUGUGGAGACAGCAAUUGUGGUGCACGUAUGCCCUCCACAUUGCUACCUUCACUUCGCUCGCAUUCGCUGUGGACCCGCUUCUUCUUGCUUCCUGCUGGUGGGCCACGGCCGACUGGGAAACAUCUCACCGAAAAUACGCAUUCUGGGCACAGUUCGUUUUUAUGUUUGGAUUUACAAAGGUAGUCAAGUUGGUUGGCCUGUUUAAGCGAAAUCCUAGCGAUAUUGUUUUUCUUCCGGUCUCGAUUAUUUUUGGAUACCUACACGGCUUGAUCAAGCUCUACGCCUUAUUUACUCUUAAUAUGACAUCUUGGGGCAGCAGAGCUGACGGUGACACCGAUGACGAGCGGCGACUGGAACCAGUGCCUCAGCCUGCGGUUGUGUUGAAGGUUCCUCCUGGACAUGGCUCUCUUAUCCGUUACAACGUUCGCCAGAAGGGACGGCAGACGCCUCUCGGAAUUCGGGAAGAAAAAUCCUGGGAAAAACUUGGCUAUGCCGCUUACGACUCCAGCACGUCUUACAUACCAAUUCGUGUACCAAUGGCGCUGUUUUCCGAUGCCCAAGAGUCCACCGGAGGCACACAGCUCUGA
Messenger RNA from Pochonia chlamydosporia 170, 1554 nucleotides. RefSeq names its product glycosyltransferase family 2. The record is from RefSeq and is a predicted model, not a curated record. Bases 1 to 1554 code for a protein of 517 amino acids. Lineage: Eukaryota; Fungi; Ascomycota; Sordariomycetes; Hypocreales; Clavicipitaceae. The transcript has 4 exons.